AUGGAGGAGAAGUACCAGCUCCUCUUUGCUGGCGUUUCCAAGCUUUCCGCUCCAUCCAUCCACGGCUUUCGACGUGGCCUCGAGACCUUGUUGCAGGUGGUGGAGGCCCUCUCUGGCGAGAGUCGCGCUUGGACUUGGGCUCCGGGCUUCUCGAAUGGCGCCCCAGUCGAUCUCUGGAUCGAAGACGUCCCGAGAUUUCCUUGGAGGGGCCUGCUCUUGGACACUGCUCGCCACUUCGCUCCAAUCCAGGUGAUGGAAUCUUUGCUUUUCAGCAUGGCAGCGAGUAAGCUCAACGUGCUCCACUGGCAUGUGACAGAUGCCAUGAGCUUCCCCCUGCAGCUCGAGUCCUUGCCACAGCUUGCGCAGCUGGGUUCCUUUGACGCGAGCAAGACCUACACACAUGCGGAUGUGAGGCACAUUGUUGCCCUGGCUGCGAACCUCUCCAUUCGAAUCGUCCCAGAGCUGGAUAUGCCCGCUCACACUGCCAGCUGGAUCUUCGGCGAGCCGGAGACAGUCUCGAACUGCACGCACGUCCUACCGCAGGACCCAAACGAUGCCAAGAAUCGUUUCAAAGCCAGGGACAAGCUGGCAUUGGACAUCUCAUCAAAGCGGACCAAGAAGGUUGUGUCUGCAAUUCUCAAAGAAAUGGCUGGCCUGUUCCCGGACGAGUUCUUUCACGUGGGAGGAGACGAGGUGGAUUUUCGAUGUUGGACAACCAUGCCGCACAUCGCGGCCUGGAUGCGGAAGAAAGGAUUGGGGGCCUCCCAGGCUCUGCAGAACUUCUUCGAGCACGUCUUCCAAGAGGUAAAGCGCUUGGGCAAACGUCCAAUCGUCUGGCAAGAUGCCUUCGACCAGGGUCUCAGGCUGCCCAAGGAGGCAGUUGUGCAGCCGUGGAAGUGCUGGGGCAGCGUGGGCCCAGGAAUGCCCUGGUGGCCCCAGGCGGAGCCGGAGGCGCAGAUCGGCCACGCCUCGGCCUUCGCCGCCACUUCCAUGGGCUUCUCCGCUGUGCAGAGCAGUUGCUGGUACCUCGACUGGAACUCGCAGUGGACGGACUUCUACAAUCACACGGCUGAUGAAGGUCCCCUGGCGUCCACGCCCUCUGACCGGCUGCUUGGAGGCGAGACGGCACUCUGGAGUGAGCUGAUUGACUUCACCAACCUGAACUGCCGCGCAUGGCCUCGCGCCGCUGCGGUGGCCGAACGCCUCUGGUCCGAGAUGCCACGCUCCUUCAGCAGCGACGAGGUGGAGCGGCGCUUGACAAGACACAGCAGCCGGCUUCAUCGACAGGGCGUGGCAUUAAGGCCGCUCACAACGUCCCACGAGGAUUGGUUUGAGGUGCCCGAGAGCCUGCAAGAUGUGGAAACCACAUGCCCUCUCCUGGUCAGUCAGGCCUUGUGUGGUUUUGAAAAUGAACGGCAUCAUUUUCAGCCGGCACUUGUCGAAACACUCCAAGAUGUUUUUGCGGAAAGCUCGCCAGGGUGUCGGAACUGUGAAGGAGACAGCUUUGUUGUUUUGCCGCAGCCAUGUUUGCUUGCAGCCAGCACAGAUGUCACAAAUCCUUUCCUUGGGACGUUCCGACCAUCCCGGCAGUAA
Symbiodinium sp. CCMP2456 is the source of this 1593-nucleotide messenger RNA. The record is from the annotation of a GenBank genome assembly. NCBI's taxonomy places the organism in Eukaryota, Dinophyceae, Suessiales, Symbiodiniaceae.